GGGGCGGGCAGAGCCGGCGCGGCGCGCAGGGGAGAGGCGGCCCGAUGGGGCGGCCGGCCCGUAGCCUGGCCCCGCUCCGGCUGCUGCUGCUCGUGGCGCUGGGGCACGCCUGGACGUACCGGGAGGAGCCGCAGGACAGCGACAGGGAGGUCUGCUCGGAGAACAAAAUCGCCACCACCCGCUAUCCGUGCCUGAAGCCCACGGGGGAGCUCACCACCUGCUUCAGGAAAAAAUGCUGUAAGGGUUAUAAGUUUGUUCUUGGACAGUGCAUCCCCGAAGACUACGAUGUGUGUGCUGAAGCUCCUUGUGAACAGCAGUGCACAGAUAACUUCGGACGGGUGCUGUGCACUUGCUAUCCCGGGUACCGCUACGAUCGGGAGAGGCACAGGAACAGGGAGAAGCCUUAUUGCCUCGACAUUGACGAGUGUGCCGCCAGCAAUGGGACGCUGUGCUCGCACAUCUGCAUCAACACCGUGGGCAGCUACAGGUGUGAGUGCCACGAAGGCUACACCCGGGGGGAGGACGGCAGGACGUGCACCAAGGGAGAUAAAGCUGGACUUUCUGAGAAAUCUGAAAACGUGGCGAAACCAGGGACAUGCUGUGCCUCUUGUAAGGAAUUUCAUCAAAUAAAGCAGACAGUUUUGCAACUGAAGCAAAAGGUUUCUUUGCUACCAAAUAAUGCUGCUGAUCUUAGCAAGCAAAUCACUGGUGAAAAAGUGCUUGCAUCUAAUGCAUAUAUCCCCGGCCCCCCAGGACAGCCUGGCCAACAAGGUCCUCCAGGGGCACCAGGACCGAAAGGAAGUCAAGGAGUUCCUGGGUCACCUGGACCUCCUGGACAGCCAGGCCCCCGGGGAUCAAUGGGACCUAUGGGCCCAUCUCCAGAUAUAUCCCACAUUAAACAGGGCAGACGAGGCCCCGUGGGCCCACCUGGAGCACCGGGGAGAGAUGGUAGUAAGGGGGAGCGAGGUGCACCAGGACCGAAAGGGAUACCUGGCCCACCAGGUUCGUUUGACUUCCUAUUGCUGAUGAUGGCAGACAUCAGAAAUGACAUCGCAGAACUGCAGGAGAGAGUGUUUGGACGGAGGACUCAUUCAUCAACAGAGGAGUUUCCAUUACCUCAGGAAUUUACAAACUAUCAUGACACGGUAGAUUUUGGAUCUGGAGAGGACUACAAACCACGCGCAGCACCCAGAGACUCCAGGAUACAGAAGGCAGCCCAUCCUUAGCUAUGCCUACUGAAAAAUAGAGCCCUUCUAGAGUUCUUUGUUAUAAAAAUGCACUGACAAUGUAAAAUAUAUAGAGAUUAUUUCCUAUCUUUCUCUUUGCUUUUCCCUAACCAUGCUGCCUGUACUGUAGCUUUCCCAGUUCAUGAUGGCCUCCUCGCAGUAAUUCUAUACCUUCAAGCCUGCACUGUGCAUUGUAUGUAGUUUAACAGGAAAACCUUCUUAAUGUAUAGGGCUAGCAUGAAUCAGGCAAGAGCUAGAUAAUGGGGCAGACAACAGCAUCUCAUCUGCCUACCUGUGGUUCUGCGUCCAAAUGACCCAGUACCUAAAUUUUGUGAGGGGUAGAGAGGUGAGAGAGGUAGCUGAACAUCAUCCCCAAAAGACAUCAGUAAUGAAAGCCUAGGUUCACAUUUACUUUAUACAUGUAAAUGAAUUAUUCCACUAAACACAAGUCUCCAGCUAGUGUCCCCAAGCUUAGGAGAGUGUGAAAAGUGGAUCUCUGUUUCACAGCAGAGGCCAGUUCAAUGUGAGGAGUCUCCUUCUGUUAUGCUUCACCACGACAGAAAAAGAAAAUAUGAUGAAGCAGUGAUGCUUGUUGAUCAAGAAAUUAUGUGGCUUGCUGUUAAUAGAGAAUUGUACAAAGACAGUCAAGAAGACGUCUUAGUCCUAAACUAACAAUUCUUUUCCCUUACCAUUCUUUCACUGCUCAGUGUGAAGCAGAGUUCUCUUUCUCAGUGGGGUCAUACUGGAUACAUUUUCACACAGAUGAGCAAGAGAACAGGGAUAAAGCAGGAAAAGCAAGCAUAUGUCAAUCAAGUUGGCUUAUUGGCAAGCACAAAUAUUUCAACCUUGCAGAAAGUCAAGAUUCUGACCUCCUGCAGGUGCUUUGUCUUCCUUGAUGAAAUGCUAACAAUUUUACUUGAUCCAAGUAAAACUGAGACCAGAGAGAGUCCUCGUUUGCAAAGAGCUUCCAUCUGUUUUGCUCCUCUUACUGCAUGCGAGCAACCUAAAUGGCACUCACAGAACUGGAACACAAGAGUUGCAGUGUAUUUGGCUGGGUAUAUGAGGAGUAUGGGUAGGUGCAGGAGUGCACAUGACAAAACAUUUCACAUGAUACAAGGAUAGCUAAGGUGAGGUACUGCACAUGGUAUCCUGUAUUUGUGAAGAGGGAUGAAAGGGAGUGCCUUUUUUUUACACUGGAAAAUGGGAUGCACAAGUUAGAUCAUACCUCAUGGAUGAUGUAUGUUAACUUUUUAAUGGGGAUUUUCUCAGCUGCUGAGGACUUUGCCAUGCUUAGAAGAUAAAGGAGUGUAUUAAGCACCAAACUUCAAUGUUGUAUCUGUGUAGCUGCUACUUCUACAAGAUGUUUAGUGCUGGGUCCUGUCCACAUCACAAAUGCAAAGAAAAAAUUAUUUUGCCAUGUUUUCCAUGGCUUGCAAGUUCUAGUAGAAUAAAUACUGGUAAAAACAUAAGGAGGUCCUUUUCAGAUAAUCUGUAAAGUUUUGGAUCCCCUUCCAUAUUCUCUAUGUCAAAAGAUAGUUGGUGUAAUCCCUACACCACCAGAACAGGUCAUGUUGUAUAAACAGCUGGCUGUCUAGACCUUCCAUAUCUUUUGUAUGUUAUCUUAAGAGGAUUUUCUUCAUUCCUGUAAUUGUUUCACAACUUUUCAGUAUCAGUACACCACAAGCAAGGGCAUUAGGUUUAAGAACAUUAAUGUUCUUUAUUCCUCUUCACACUAUAUGCGUAUCAGUAUUUACACAGCAAUGAAUAAGUCACUGGUAUAGCUAAGGAAAAAUGACUCACUCUCUGGUCUUUGGGCUUCUCCUCUGAAAGGACCUCACCCAGCAGCUACAGAUCCAAGUAAUCUUAUGAAGGAGGUAAUGGGGAUAUCAGUGAGACUUGAGGAAGGAAAUUCUGGCCAAAGGAAGGGUGUUCUUACAUACAUCAGAUUGAAAGAAACCUCUAAGGCAGCAUUAACUGAGGCAUGUAUUAUUUUCUAAAUUUCAAAGAGGCAACUAGGUAUAAAUUAUGUAGUUCAUGAAUAAGUACAAUUGUUAGAUGUCCAAUUAUGUAUUUGUAACUUGCAAAUUAUGUAACUUUUGCAUAUGUUCUCCACUACCGCCCAUCACCUGCUGGACCAGGUUGAUUUCCACUACAGAAUUAGAAGCUGCAAUUGUUUGAACCACCAGAUACUAACAGUGAAUUAAAUGAGUUGCUUCCUCCAUACUGACUAAGUUCUAUUGCCCACUGCCCACAAGAAGGUGUGUUCUAAAAAAAAAAAAGAAGGCACUUAUUUGAGUUCUAAGCUCUGCUUUUCUGAAUAUAGACGAAUACGAGUUCCUACAGUCUGACAACUGAAUUCAGGGGAAUGCAGCAAUUGCCCUGCUUUGCAUAAGUAUUUAGGGAAGGGAAAUUCUGAUACAGCACCAGAAAAGUAUGUGAAAUACAUUCCUUGUUGUAAGUGCAAGAAGCUGUCCUACAGACUUGAGAACAUAAAAUAGGGCACAUUUUUACAUGCCCUUCUGAAUGCCUUUCUCAAUAACUUCUCUUUCUAUAGUCCACAUCAUGUUUUUUUUCCCACAGUUCAGAGCUGUUUCUGUCCAGCAUACAUGCUUCCUCCAUAAAAAUGGUGAAGGGAAAAACAACUUGGGUUUGUCCUUGUGCCUCACCCUCCUUUCCACAGACUCUUUGCCCCAAAGUGCUGUUGGCUGAACAGCAGCAGGGAGAAGAUGCUGUGGUAAGGACACGUUCACUCCAUAGGACAGAGGAAUGCCUAUAGCAGGGAGAGUUCCUCUGAGCAAAGCUGGCUGGGAAGGUCCAGCCUUGUGUCUGAGACCUCUGUGUACACCUUUAUUAUUUUAUUUCUCAUUAAUUGUAUGAUAGCUUUCAUAACACAUUGUAUCAGAACCAUUUCACUACAGUUUCUAGAGAAACACAUGCAGAAGCUCACAAAAAUGAAGCUUUCUUAAGCAUAUUCAAAGUUUUAUACACACAGAUCAGAGGAGUCAUCUCCAGUUUUAAGCAGUUACCAGAGAGAGAGAAGAAAGUCAUUAGCUUAUAAAUUAUUUAUUUCUCUACAGCUCCAAAAGUAAUAGCCCAAGAAGAAUGCAGUAACAUCUAUACUUAUGUCCAGUUUCAUUACUAGGCUCACGCACAUGACAACUUUGUUUCGUAUAAAUACUAUGUAUAAUUUUAUUAGAAAGAAAUAUUAUUUUGAUGUUAAGACAUCAAGUUACAAGCAGAAGGAUAAUAAAGAGUUUGUUAUUUUAUUAAUAUUGGAAAUAUAUUUAAUGGAAACAUUUACAAGAGUGUGUAGUGAUGGGGAAAUACUGAUUGUUAAAAAGCUUAACAAAAACAUAAAGCUUCCAGGGACAUAUGGGAUUAGUCUUCCUUGCAAAACUAGAAUACUGACACAUAACAAUUCUUACAUGGUCAGGUUAAACCAGGAAAAGGAGAUGAAAAUUGAUUGUGAACAGAAUUAUGACAAUCCCUGGAGUUAUUUUUGGUACCACAGUUUAAAUAACAUUCUUCCCAGAAGUAUUUCAGAGUUAAUGUUAAGCCCCAGAGAAGCAACAAAGGAUGGGGUCCAAGAAUUUGUUAAUUUCACUGAAAAUCAAUAUGUUUGUUCCUAUUACACAUUCCAGUAACUAUACUGUUCACUUUAUUUAUAUAUAAAAUACUAAAAUGUGUAUAAAAUGAUUGUGAUUUUAUGAUGUAUUCGUAAUAACAAAGAUAUUUUUUCUUA
Gallus gallus (chicken) is the source of this 4968-nucleotide messenger RNA. RefSeq names its product collagen and calcium binding EGF domains 1 (gene CCBE1). Bases 45 to 1226 code for a protein of 393 amino acids. The transcript has 11 exons. Gene Ontology annotation, molecular function: calcium ion binding. The record is from RefSeq and is a predicted model, not a curated record. NCBI's taxonomy places the organism in Eukaryota, Metazoa, Chordata, Aves, Galliformes, Phasianidae.